AUGUCGACUCGAUCAGCGUCGCCGCUGACCACGAUGUCCACGUUGUCGUCGCGAAGGGUCUCCACAGCGUCGUUAUCCUUCGCGACGACCUCGUGCUCUGUAAUAAAGCGAGAUGAAGCGACCGUGUCAGUCUCGACAUCCUCCAAGUCACUCACACCUUCCGUGAAGCAAAGGGUUGAGGCGAUACUGCGCCAUGGCAGUCCUUGUACGCGCGGUCUGCACAGCAUCAGUCCCCUGGCUCCCGACGCAGCUCGAGCGCCUCCCGUGGAGUUGCAGGGGCCUCCGCGGUAUCUACGCGCUCGAGGGCUCACACCUCCUGCAGCAGCCGAGGCGACCGGUAGACGUGAGACACGCCAACAACAGCAACAACAACAACAAUCGGAGCAAGACGGUGGUCAUUGGCGCUCCUCCUCAUGCCGACGGGACAAUCGGCGCCGCAGCAGCCACAGUCAAGCCAAGAGCAAGCGAGGUAUGGCACAAGCCGCCUCGCCACCACAGUCGCAGCCCCCCGAUGCCGCCAACAACGUCUCCCAACCUCCAAAGAUGCACAGGAUGACAGCGCCGUUGCAGGAGUCGGGCCUGUCACUGUCGCUGCCAUCAAAGCACCGACACCACUACCCUAGCGAUCACCAGUACAGCAAUCAUGCCCAGCCAAAGGCGCAGCGGCUAGACCGCACUUCACAACUGAAUGAAGGGAGAGGCGCGGUCGAAGACAGGCCGGAGCUGGUGCGUGCUCCUCAAGCACCGCCGCCGCGCUCGAGGAGCCCUGCCAGCCGCCGCGACUCCACCCUCUUCGAGCGCAGCGACCCUAUGGCGGCAAUGACGAGGCCUCCGUUUCGUGGAGGUAAUAUAGAAGACAUGGCGCUUGUCGUGCCUCGGCUGUCCCCCUCUCACGCCGCCCCCCUCACACGUACUCGUUCCCCUCAGUCCGCAGCCCGACAGCAGCAGCAACACCUCUCGCAGCGUCCACUCCAAGUUGGCAUCUCCGGUCGCUUUGGUGUUCCUGGCAAGAACACCACCGCAAAGGGUUCCACGGCAGCGGAGAUGACGCCGUCAGCCGCGCAGCAUGCAGCAGCCCUUUCUACCUUCCCGCCACUCGCUAGCACCUCGCCCAUCUUGCGCUCCUACAUAGCGGAGUCCUUCUCAAGUUAUCUACCGGGCGAGUCCACGGUGCUGCUUGGAGCCCACCAUCGUGGAAAAUCAACUCCACACCCCGCAUCGUCGCCACCGCCGUCGCCGUCUCAGGCGGCUAGCACCCACGCUGAAGCUUCUGCUGCCACGUCCAUGACAGCGGUUGAAAUCGAAGUGGCGGUCGUAGCUUCCACUGCAUCAUCGCUGCCUGAGCCGGCGGUGUUGGCCCGCUACGAGGAGAUCCUGCGCGAUUGGCGCAUUGGAACCAGUAAUAGCUGCAGCGGAGGUACUCCUCACUACAAUGGCCACGAUGCGCAGCACACCGGGCAGCAGCGGUACACCGACGAGGAGUUCGCCGCCGCGUUCGAUCUCAUCGUCCACAUCCGGCUUGCCGCUGGCACUGUUGUCACAGUCAGUGAGAUUAAGGACGAGGUGGAGCGGCGCACAGGCCUGCCAGCCGCGCAGCAGUCUCUUGUAUACGACGCCAUGUCGCUGCAGGACUGCUUACCCAUCCAUCUGCUCCUCUUGGCAGCGGACGAAGACGACGUCGACACAAACUGCCACCAAAUGGGGGAGUGGGGAGCGAAGCACCACACCGACGGCGGCGUCAGUGCUGGGCGAGAUGCGGUCAUGGGUGGAAAGCGACGCCGCGGUUGCCUGAGACUUGUGUGCGUGCCGCUGUCAAGUGACUCGGCGGCGGCGGCGACGGUGGCGCGGCGGACUCGUCAGGUCCGGUCUCCGCUGCGAGCGGCGGCGUCGCCGGCCGCCGCAGCCGCAGUCGAUUUUACGGCGUUCCCUACACGUAGCUCAGCUUUUAUAGGACCCACUCGAGCAGCGAGCGCAGCUGCGGCGGUGGCUGUCCCGACGUCACCCCCACGGCGGCCCGGCGCCGUCCCCUUUACCCUCUCACACGGCACAACAAUCAUGACGUCAGCAACGGGCCUCUCCAGCGCAGCUGCCACCUCAGCAUCACCUGCAGCCAUGACGGGUAAUACGGAGCAAGUCCUCUCAGAGCACAUCAGUCGCCUGCGACGUCUGUACUUGCCCAACGGGGAGAUAAGCGAUACGCUCCGUAGGGGCGGCUGGGCCUCCGCCGGGGCCGGUGUGGAGAGGGCACCAGAGCACACAGAUCCGUCGGUCACGGCGAUGGCCGCGGUGCCACAGCCAAAGUGGCAGCAACAAAACCUCCUGUCCUCCGCGCCGACAGCGUACCAAAAUUUGAUGAUGAACGGCGGCGGCGGCGCUGCACCCAUUCGAGGGCCGCUGCUGCCGCAUCGCACGGAGCUGAGCGAGGCGCUGAUCGCCGCUCUCCCAGCUCCGCCAGUGCGCCGCUCGGCCGCUUUGCCAUCAGCCGAUGUUACCAGCGCCAACACCAGUAACGGUGGCAUUAGUGCGCCGUACGCGUCCAUCAAGACGCUCUCCUGGAAGCCCUCUGUACCCCAGACGCUGCCCUCGCCGCUGCUCACGCGACCGGCACGAAUUUCCACCGGCGGCGACGUCGAUGCGGAUGGCGACGAUGGCAAUGGCGGUGGUGUCGAUGCAAGUUGGAUGAGCUCACUCAGCUUCUCUUCCUCCUCCGCUGCUGCUGCCGCCGCUGCUUUGAUGGUGUGA
Leishmania braziliensis MHOM/BR/75/M2904 is the source of this 2742-nucleotide messenger RNA. RefSeq lists its product as hypothetical. Bases 1 to 2742 code for a protein of 913 amino acids. The record is from RefSeq and is a predicted model, not a curated record. The transcript has a single exon. NCBI's taxonomy places the organism in Eukaryota, Euglenozoa, Kinetoplastea, Trypanosomatida, Trypanosomatidae. Gene Ontology annotation, molecular function: protein binding.